CGGAAUGCCGGGCUGGAGGAGGAAUCUCGCGCUCUGCCUGCAGCGGAUGCAGGAUGAAGAUGAUGGCCCUUAUUCAAAGGGAAGCAAAGACUCUGGUGGGCUCGAUAUGGCUCUGGUUUGCCGAAGACAAAGUAUCCCAGAAGAAUUCCGAGGUGUCACCAUCGUGGAGCUGCUAAAGAAAGAGGGAAGCACCUUGGGAUUAACAAUAUCUGGUGGGACUGAUAAAGAUGGAAAACCAAGAGUUUCUAAUCUGAGGCCUGGAGGGCUGGCUGCAAGAAGUGACCAACUAAACGUGGGUGAUUACAUCAAGUCCGUGAAUGGGAUUAACCUGACAAAAUUGCGCCAUGAUGAGAUCAUCAGCCUGCUGAAGAACGUUGGGGAGAGAGUGGUGCUGGAGGUGGAGUAUGAACUGCCGCCAUCUGCACCAGAAAGCAGUUCAGGAAUUAUUCCCAAAACAAUAGAUGUUUCCCUGUUCAAGGAAGGCAAUAGCUUUGGCUUUGUCCUUAGAGGAGGAGCACACGACCACUGGCCCAAAUCCAGACCGUUAGUCCUCACCUAUGUGCGACCAGGUGGCCCAGCAGACAGGGAGGGGUCCCUGAAAAUUGGAGACAGGCUGCUGAGUGUUGAUGGAAUUCCUUUGCACAAUGUGACGCAUUCUGAUGCCCUGAACAUCCUGCGGCAAUGCAACCAAGAAGCACUCUUUCAGAUUGAGUACGACGUCUCCAUAAUGGAUACCAUAGCCAAUGCUUCAGGUCCUUUAUUAGUGGAAAUAGCCAAGACUCCAGGGUCCACUCUGGGAAUCUCACUAACUACUGGCAUCCAUCGGAAUAAACAAGUAAUAGUCAUCGACAAGAUCAAGCCAGCCAGCGUGGUUGACAGAUGUGGGGCUUUGCAUAUUGGAGACCACAUCCUAGCUAUUGAUGGCACCAGUACUGAGCACUGCUCCUUGCUAGAGGCAACUCAGCUUCUAGCCAGCACUACAGAGAAUGUCAAGCUGGAGAUCCUUCCUGCUCAUCAGAGCAGGCUCCCUCUGAAGCCUUCAGAUACAGUUAAGGUGCAAAAGAGCGACCACCAUCACUGUUGGGACCCUUGCAUCAGCUACUGCCACACUCACCAUCCAGGCCACUGCAAGACCCCCUCCUGGAACCAAAUCUCCAGUCAGGAUUACAGCAAAUCUCUCAUUUCAGCCACUUUCUCCUCUCCGAUGAUGAACACACAGGGUUUCCCCUGUCAGAACUCAAAUACGCUACCUCGGAGUGCCCAUCCCAUGAGCCCCCGGGCAACCAUGAUGAGGAGAAGACAGAGAAGAAAGGAAUACAAAAGCUCACUGUCUUUAGCCUCCAGCACUGUGGGUCCUGGUGGUCAAAUUGUCCAUACCGAAACAACAGAAGUGAUCCUGAGGGGCGAUCCACUGAAUGGUUUUGGACUCCAACUGCAGGGCGGGAUCUUUGCUACCGAAACACUGUCUUCCCCACCUCUUAUCCGAUUUAUUGAACCUGACAGCCCGGCUGAGAGAUGUGGACUGCUGCAGGUCGGAGACCGAGUGCUUUCCAUCAACAGCAUCGCCACUGAAGAUGGAACCCUGGAGGAAGCCAACCAGUUGCUGCGCGAUGCAGCUCUCUCUAACAAAAUCGUACUGGAGGUAGAAUUUGACGUGGCAGAAUCUGUUAUACCAAGCAGUGGGACCUUCCACGUGAAGCUACCCAAGAAGAGAGGAGUGGAACUAGGAAUAACUAUAAGCUCUGCAAGCAGGAAGCCUGGUGAUCCCUUAAUCAUCUCUGACAUCAAGAAGGGAAGUGUGGCCCAUAGAACUGGCACCCUGGAGCCUGGGGAUAAGCUGUUAGCCAUUGAUAACAUCCGACUUGACAACUGUUCCAUGGAGGAUGCGGUCCAGAUUUUAAGGCAAUGUGAAGAUCUGGUGAAGCUGAAAAUUAGGAAGGAUGAAGAUAACUCUGAUGAGCAGGAAACAACAGGCGCCAUCAUCUACACUGUGGAGCUGAAGCGGUAUGGGGGCCCAUUGGGGAUCACCAUCUCAGGAACGGAAGAGCCUUUUGAUCCCAUUGUCAUUUCGGGAUUGACCAAGCGAGGACUGGCAGAAAGGACUGGAGCCAUCCAUGUGGGUGACCGCAUAUUAGCCAUCAACAAUGUGAGUCUUAAGGGCAAACCCCUAAGUGAAGCCAUCCACCUUCUCCAGAUGGCUGGGGAAACUGUUACUCUGAAGAUCAAGAAACAAAUGGAAAGGGGAACCUAUCCCAAAAAGUCAGGAAGUCUGAGUGAAGUGAGUGAUCCAGAAGAAGAACUGAUUGACUCUCAGAAAACGAGUAAACUCUCCGAGACCUAUUCCACCACACUGCCCAGCGUAGACAGUGCUAUGGAGUCUUGGGAUGGGUCAGGCAUUGAUGGGAUCUAUGGGAGCCAAGGUUCUUAUGUACCUCAGGCAGUUGGCAUCACCUUACACCCCAAUGAAUGGAGGCCCAGUAGGCCGAAGAGCAGUCCUCCCGCAGGGGAGCCGAGAAAAACUUUUCCCUAUCCAGAUGGGGGCUUCAGUGAAGAUGAAUGGGACAAACCCACUAGAUUUCCCAGCCACCAAAAUGGCCUGGAGACCACUCACGAGGACAAUUUUUGGCGUGUUUUUGGAGAAGCUUUGGAGGACUUGGAAACAUGUGGCCAGUCUGAGCUUUUGAGGGAGAUUGAGGCAUCCGUCAUGACAGGGAGUGUGCACAGCUUGGGCCUUGAAGGGAGCCCAUUAAUCAUGGAUUCGGUGGGACAGCCAGGGCUGAGUUCCCUGAGGAAAGGGAUUUCCCACCACCGGGCCAAAGGGCAGAGCGAUGACCACGCUUCGCCCCCCAAGAAAAGUGAGAGGAGCUUGGAUAUGAAGAUGAUCAAGGAAGAGAUGCAGGAAAUCAUGUCUCCGACCCCCCUUGAAUUACACAAGAUGACACUUCACAAGGACCCAGUGAGUCAAGACUUUGGAUUCAGUGUCUCCGAUGGCCUGCUAGAGAAGGGUGUCUAUGUCAACAUGAUUCGUCCAGAUGGUCCAGCUGAUCAAAGUGGCCUCAAACCCUUUGACCGUGUCCUUCAGGUAAAUCACAUCCGAACUCGAGAUUUUGACUGCUGCCUGACUGUGCCGCUGAUUACUGAGGCUGGAGACAAAUUGGAUCUGGUCAUCAGUCGAAACCCUCUGGCACUUGCUGCUCAGCGAGUGGAGAACAGACAGGGGUCUGACCAUCUCUCCUUGGGUUUUGAAAGCAAGAAUGGCACACAGAUGCUCUGAAGAUUAGAGCUAUGCGUGGAAGAGCUCUUCAGCCCCUUCUGUGGCAGAGACCCUGGUGUUGUCGAAUAUGAUUUUUCCUAUCUGCACUGGUGUUUGGGCUGCGUAACAUCUGAAGUCAUGGGACAUGUCUGCUGUGAGUGGCAGGCCAUGAGAUCUGUCUUGGGGUAGCCCAGGAUUGCCAUAAGCAGCUUAGAUAUGUAUGAAUGUAGACAAGAGCAUGGGUUUUGAGCUGCUGAGACGUGUCCAAGAUGAUGGCUUGUUUGGCAGGGUGUGCUCCAUCCGUCUCUCAGUCUGGCCUGCCUCUGUAUAGUUUAAGGGGUUUUCAGUGGUCAUUUGUGACUGUCCUCUCAGCUCCCAUUGCCCUUUCACACACAUGGUGCUAAUUAGUUUGGUUGUGGUAUGCCGUGGAAAAGAAGCUUUUUCUAGUAUGUGGGAAGAGUGCUCCCUACACUUUUUUGGACCUUUCAACCCUGCUGCUCCAUUCGGUUGCACUUCCUUUUUCCCAACUGACCAAUCUCUUAAUCAGAUUCAUCCAAUUCUGGGGUCGAGUCCCCAUUUAAACUGUACUCCUCAAGUUAGCAUGGCUCAUGAUUUUCAACCUUUCCCUCUUUGAAAUAUCCCAUUCUAAUGGAUUACCUUCUGUCUCCAAUUCAGAGACUUUCCCCCUGUCAGCCAAUGACCCAUUUUUCCCUUCUGACAACAUGGAAUGAUGAAAGGGAGUACAGAAGGAAUGACUUUUUCCUACCAAAUUGGUUUUAGGCUGUACUCUGAAUUCUUUCAUUUCUUCCCCUUUCUCAACCUUUCCCUGUCUCCUUUUUUUCUGUCUCUUUCUGAGUCUCUGUUUUUGCAUCCCUCUCUU
This is a messenger RNA of Tachyglossus aculeatus (Australian echidna), 4133 nucleotides long. It is a transcript of the gene GRIP2, whose product is annotated as glutamate receptor interacting protein 2. The record is from RefSeq and is a predicted model, not a curated record. Bases 5 to 3274 code for a protein of 1089 amino acids. Gene Ontology annotation, molecular function: protein binding. The transcript has 24 exons. NCBI's taxonomy places the organism in Eukaryota, Metazoa, Chordata, Mammalia, Monotremata, Tachyglossidae. Gene Ontology annotation, biological process: neurotransmitter receptor transport, endosome to postsynaptic membrane.